Messenger RNA from Girardinichthys multiradiatus, 5631 nucleotides. Its product is annotated as zinc finger protein 569-like. The record is from RefSeq and is a predicted model, not a curated record. Bases 145 to 1371 code for a protein of 408 amino acids. NCBI's taxonomy places the organism in Eukaryota, Metazoa, Chordata, Actinopteri, Cyprinodontiformes, Goodeidae. The transcript has 2 exons. Gene Ontology annotation, cellular component: nucleus.
UAAAUGGACCAAUCCGCUGCUUUGUCUCAGUGUGACGUCCAGCGGAAGUAAAACUAAAGGCUCCAGCAGCAGCUUGUUUGGACUCAGCUGGAAGACGGUUGUGUUUUCGUAUCUCAGCUGAAUAUUUCAGUAGUUUCAGUAACAAUGUCUUCAGUUCAGCAUCUGAGAGAGUUUAUCAGAGAGCGACUAACUGCUGCUGCUGAAGAAAUCUUCUCAGAGGUUGAGAAAACCAUCGUCCGCUACGAGGAGGACGUUAGACUGCUGGAAACCUGCUGGAAACCCCAGAUAAACACGACCAGAACCGGUCCAGACCAAGACAAACCAGAACCUCUACAGAUUAAACAGGAAGAAUCAGAACCUCCACUGAUUGAAGAUGGCCUAGAAGGGCAAGAACUUGUGAAAGGACACCAGAAGGAACCAGUACCUAGAGGAAUUAAGGGAGAACAGAAGCAAUCAGAACGUCUACAGAUUGAGGACAACCAAGGGCCACCAGAACCUGUGGGGAUUGUAGUAGCCCAGGAGCAACCAGAACCACCACAGACUGAAGAUGAACUUACAGAACCACAGCUGCUUUAUGACAACAUUUCUGACAACCAAAAGGGACAGCCGCUGGUACCGAAGGAGGAGACAUUUGUGGACCCUGUGAUUUAUCAACAAAGUGAAUCAGAACCAAACACAGAGCAGUUUUACACCUAUUAUAGUUCUGAAGCUCAGACCCAAAGUCUAGAAGGAAACGGCUUCUCCGUGUCUCAGAGUCUGUCUCAUACGGACACCGAUGCUUGUCUGAAAUGUGAGUUUUGUGAAAAAGUCUUUAACUACAAAAACAAUUUGAUCCAGCAUCGCAGAACCCACACAGGGGAGCGGCCUUUUUCCUGUAAAACGUGCGGCAAGAGCUUUUCUAAAAGCUGCAAUUUGAAGGUCCACAUGAGAACCCACACCGGUGAGAAGCCUUUCAUAUGUGGCAUCUGUGGCAAAGCCUUAAGUUCUAACAGACAUCUGUCUGAUCACAUGAUCACUCACUCCAAGCAGAAGCCCUACGCCUGUUCGAUGUGUGUUGGAAAAACGUUUUCUCAUGAGAGCUCCUACCAGUACCACAUGAAAAGCCACAACGACGACAGAGCUUAUUCUUGUGACACGUGUGGAAAAAGGUUCAUUCUCAAUUCUAGUCUGCUGAAACACAUGAGAACCCACACCGGUGAGAGGCCUUUCUCAUGUACGACAUGCGGAAAACAAUUUGCUCAGAACAGUAACUUGAGUGUUCACAUGAGAAUUCACACGGGCGAGAAGCCGUAUUCCUGCCCAACGUGUGGAGAGAGGUUCUGUCGUAGAGCGGGUCUGCUCAGGCACACGAGGACUCACAGAACCGCCUGACUGGGAAAAAACAGACUGACGUUUGUGACACAUCUGUGACAUCUGUGACACCUGUUAGUUCAUGCUGUUCUCAUGCCGCCACACAAAUCCUCAGAGGCUCUAACCGUCUGAAUCAUUUAUCCUUCAGAGGAUAAAACAUUGUUUUCUAAUCCGGUGAGGAAAUGGUUAAUGAUCCAGAGCUGGAGAGGCAGGUAUAACACAGCGUUAAAUGAAGAAGUCGUCCUGGUGGACAUUGUGACCUUCUACUGACCCCUCCUGAGGCUGUUUUACGUUGAUAUAUUUUAUGUCCAUUAGAAGAUCAGGGCCACCAAGAUCCUGAAGCGUCCUCAGAGAGUUCCUCACUGAGCCUAAAAGUCCUGCCAAGAACUCUGAGCUAGGAGAUGAGCGAGAAGGUGUGGUUGACCCUGUUGCUAGGUGUGAUGCUGUCUUCUAAGAGCUGUGAUUGGUUGUUGCAACUCCUGGGAUAGGAGAAUAUCUCUCCAUCUUUCCUCCAUCUUCUCUGCUUCAGGCUCUUAGGUUCACUAAAAGUCCUCCUCACCGCUCUGAACAUCUCCUCACGUUAGGAGCUCUCUGAAGGCCUCAGAUGCUUCAUGAAUAACUUUUAUCUCACUGAGGGAAAAUUCUAGGAAAAAUCUUAGGUUUUUCUUAGAAGGAGCUACUUUUAGUCUCAGGAUUCUUUGGGAAGACGGGUUCUGGUAUGUUCUAACUUGAGACUGAAUUAUUGGUGGCUUAUGUGUGAUAUUUAUGGAAACAUGAUCAAACUGAACCAAAUCAAAACACAAGAACCAAACUGGACUUUCUGGACGGCUUCAAUCUUACUGUAAAAUGAUGAAUGUCAGCAUUAAAAAACCUGUGAAGAAAUCAUGUGAUGCAACAUAUGAUUAUUAUUAUGAUUAUUAUUAUUAAAGUCAGUUUUCCAGCUAGUUAGUUUAGUGCAGAACUGUUCAGAAUCUGUAAGCAUAACUUUCUCAGGCUCAAUGAAAUCAAUCAGAGGUCCACAUUUUCACUAAGCAAGAGUUAUUUUUGUUCCACCGAGACUCACAUAACCCAAACACUGAAAAACGGUCCUAACCCAGAACCAGUUUGCUGCUGGUCCAGAGGACAGAACCUCUUUCAUCAGCAGUUAAAGGCGGGAUCCUCGGGAGCAGCGUCCAAUCAAACUGUUGUGAGCGCAACGUUUAAGCUGCAGUUUAGUUUCCUUUUUAUUGGUCAGAUUUGAUGAAAAACCACUAAAAACAUCAUGUUUCAAGGAUAAUAAUAAAGGAUCCGAUCAGCAUCACAAUAACUGAAGAUAACCGUCGCUGAUCUUCCUGCAGUUUGUUUUGAAAUCACAUCACAGACUUUAAGUAGGCCAAUUUCUGCAGGUUGUUUUCCCCUGAGUCCAUAAACACUGGUGGUCUUUUAUUAUCUCCAGGUGGAGUUGAUGAAUCUGGCUCUAAAAGUUCUGUUUACGUCCUGUUCUCCAGCUGCUGGUCCUGAUGUCUCAUCAGGAUUAUGAAGCGUUCACAAACACUGUUGAUAAAGUGAAUUGGUGAAAUUAGACCUUCUGUUUGCUGAGAUGCUAGAAUGAAUAGCCUUGUUUGUUAAAGGGAGAGACUUUUUUAACGCCUAACUCCAUGCUGUUGUGUACUUGGAGUCUGUAGGAGUACAGAAAAGUUGAAUUUAGUCUCUCCGGUUGCUGCGUUGAUAUUCAGUUUGACUCAUAUUUUUCACUCCGUUCAGUUUUCUCUGUCCUCUAGUACGUCUUACGUCACACUAUUUGCUGCAGAACAGCCACCGAUUUGCCUUUUCCGCCAUUUUUAUUUCUCGACCAAGCUCAAGUAUACCGAAGCUGCAAGUAGAUGGGUCUAAAUGUUGGGUUUUUUGGUGUAUUAAUCCACAUCGUCCCCCAGCAUCAGAACCUCUUCAAAGUUUCUGGUGAAAUUUUAUUUUUCAUUGAAAUGUUCCCAUCAGAGGGGAAACUCCUCUUCGUCUGCGUGAAGCUCUUCAAGGAUGAGUUCUUCAUCAGCCUCCUCCAGAAUCUAGAAGGAUUUGCUGAAAGACUUCAUCUGAUUAAGAGGUCGGUUCCUUCUAUCUAUGGAAACAACGAACGCAGCGAAGCAGAAAGCUGCAAAUAAUGAUAAAAUGACAACAAACUUUAUUCUAGACAUAAUUUGUUGUGUUGAUAGGACGUCCUGGCUGUGGUUCUGAUAGCAGCAGCAUCGUACCUUCUGCUGAUGUUAGCGCUGUGUGCUGCUUUUAGCUCCUGGAGGACAGAACCGUGCUGCAGGUUUGAAUAUUAUUAUUAUAUAUGUAAUAUGUUCUCUUUAAAGUGUCUCCACGCUCGAUGAUUCAUCAGAAACCAGACUAAAACAGAAGGAGGGUCAACCAUUAACUGGAUGAGAUGUUUAUAAUGAUGUGGUUCUGACUUGGUGGCUGACAAGCAACCGAUUCUUUUACAAUACCAGUUAGGAACUGGGUCUAGCAUGAGCACUGGUUAAGAACUGGCCCAUUUAAUGGAAAAGCCCAAACACAGAUCUCCGUAGCAACCGUUUAACGUCACAGUUAUUAAAACUAGUUGUUUAGGAGGCUUGACAGGAAAAAGCCUUUUCCACCACCUACCAUCACAAACACAAACCUGUGGAGAUUUCUGAACUCCUUUGGGUUUUUAACUGACUUCAGGUUAAAUUGGACCUUUAGGGAUUCAUACCCUCAGGUUGUUUCUAUGGGUCACUAUUUCCAUCUGUUUCAGACCCCUAAUCAAACCAUUUACUUUAGGUUGGGUCACAAUAAAUGGUAAUAAAAUAAUCAAACCUUAUAAUUUAAUUGGAUUAUAAUCAGAAAACUGUAUUUUGACCUUUAUCUCCUUUAGUUUGGUUCUUGAAUCAGUAGAAUCCUAUAAAAUAAAACAAUAUGAUCCUGGAUCAUUUAAUACAACUAAGGUUCUUAUAACUAAGUUAUAAAAAUGUUUGAAUUUGAAGAGUGUGCCUCCGCUUUCUGGCAGAUCCUGUGUGGAACCAGCAUCUGCAUGCAAAACGCAGCUUAGUGUAACCUGUGAAUUAUGCUUUAAGUUGUGAUUGCAUGGCAAAAACCAAAAAACAAAAUGAAGGAAAAUAAAAAGCUUGAUGCCUGUGAUUUAGUCUGAAGGUAUUGAAAAGAUUCUAUACUGUGAAGAUUAACAUUUUUUUCCAAUGUUUUACAAUUUUAAAAAGAUUUACUGUUUUGGGACCUAAACAUAAAAAGUGUACAUUUUUUACAAUAAACAAUCAUUGCUCCACAAAUAAUGCAUCAAAAUCCAUAUUGUCAUCAAUUUUGGACCUAGUCAAGGCUGUAAUACUCAUUCCAAAAUAUUCCACUUUGGUGGAAAAUGUCCUUUUUCAGAGAAAUGUAGCAUAUUUAAUGUUUUUCCCCUUUAAGAAUACAAAGUUUUUUGAAAAAAAAUAAAUACAUAUAUAUAUAUAUAAAAAACUACCAAUGAGUGGGUCUUCAGUGGUUGGAAAGAUCUGAUGCAGUGUAAGUGAAAAAAAAAUGAAAUAUAAAUUUUUUAUUUCACUUGUAUAAGAGGUACCGUUUUGGGACAUAGGGGUAAAAAGUGUAUGUUCAAUAUAAAGGUGCCUCAAGGGUUAAUAUAAUGUUUUAUUAAAAUAAAGUUUUAGUAAAAUGUUUCAUUUGCCUUCUGAUUUUGCUUUUCAACUGUUUGUUGGAAGACAUACCAAUUGUUAACCUUAAUUAUUAAAACUAAUUUGACCUAAUUUUCCAGUUUUUUAAGGUAAACCUUGGUUCAUAUGGUGCAUUCCAUUUACACACGGAAGUCGGAAUUUCCAACCUUUGAAUAGCAGUUCGUUAUGUAACAUUUGGUCAGCCGUAAACGUACAACUUGUCAGAGUUUAGAAGACGAGAUGUAUCAACAUUGAAAUACAUCGUAGAACAGUGUUAUUGUAAGACUGCGGUUACAGUUGCUAGCAAUACGAACAAAAACAAGCAGGAAACUGGAACGCUACAACUCAUGACGUAAACUCCAACCUCAUGGUUCCGAUUUCCGAGGUCAAUGGAACGUAGCAUUAAAAAUAAUUAUCCACGUUAAAUUGUCAUAUCAUUGCAUCAUUUUAUGAUUAUGGUUUUUCAGUCAUUGUUCCUUUAUUUGCACACAGCUCCUGUUCACAUUCCUUUAUUCUUUUCAGGUUUCCUUGCUAGUCUGUCAAUUGUUUCUAGCCUCCUCAGAGUUUAUAUGAAAUAUCUUAACUUGGAGUUUGUUAAUAAAUUCUUACAUUUUGGAGAGAA